Nicotiana tabacum (common tobacco) is the source of this 1033-nucleotide messenger RNA. Lineage: Eukaryota; Viridiplantae; Streptophyta; Magnoliopsida; Solanales; Solanaceae. The record is from RefSeq and is a predicted model, not a curated record.
CUAGACGGUUCCAUCCCAAAACAACAAGGAGGGGGGUUGUUAGGGUUACCCAUCGCUUCAAUCAUCAACUGAGAAAUGGCCGAAUUGACACCGCCAUCCUCGAAGAAGAGGCAAAGAGAACCUUUAGAGAUAGCAGGACGGGAACCGUUUUCAGACGUGAAGAGGCAAAAUCAAGUUCCUGAGGGUUUUGAAAAGUUGCAAAGAGAAUCUUGUGUGGGAGGAGGAGAAGCAGGAGGAGGAGGAGGGAAACCCGAGAAGAGGCCAGAAAAAAGGUUUGUGUGAUGUCGGGUAUAAAAUGGCCAAUUAUUCCGGAUGGAGGCGUAAAGGAGUUGAUUCCCAGAGGAGGAGGAGGACGAUAUUUGGCCGGUUCUUGUCCGUCACGCAAUCUUUUUGGAAACUUAGAUCUUACUCUUUUGCCGGCUGGCGCUGAUGUUUUACAGGAUCGCAAAGAGUUCGUCCCAUUUUGGGCCUCAUACAUCCGUCAGUUUCAUUUAUCCGAGUCUUUUGACAUUGAUGUCCACCCUGGUUGGUCUCCUGCUUCUCGAGUAACUCCAUAUCUGGAUUUCAGUUACCAGUUCGAGUCACUGAUGGAACUGGCUAACCAUGCUAUCCGCGAAUAUAAUGAAAAAGAGUGCAAUGUUUACAAGUACAAGGUCUUGAAGAUUGAGAUGUUCAGACGGCAUACCACCGUUAUUUCAUGACUGUGAAAGUCUUAAAUCUCACUCUUGCUACUCCUAUCGAAACUUUCCAAAUCGGUGCUGCCGAACAUGUAUUCAAUCAUAAUAUAGUUAUCCUUUGUUGCCGGCCUAAAGAAGAGGUUGUUAUUGCACAGUUGGAUAAUCCAGUACAAACAUAGGGCAGGAAACAAAGUGGCACAUAUUUUGGCGAAGGAAGGAUCAAGGUAGCCAAGCUGGAUUGGAACCAACCAUUUUGCAAAUCCACCUUGCAGUACUAAGGCAGCUUCCUUAGCAGAUAAGCUAAGGAUCAUUUUGUGUUAAAAACCUAUUGGAAGAUAUUUGUAAUUAUUUGGCUA